UCACGUUUUUGCGUUUCAUUUUAUUUCGCCUUCCUUCCUUCCGCUUGCUUUUUGGCUUGGCUUGGCUUCAUAGUCAUAGCUUGGCUUGGCUUGGGUUCUAGGACUAGAAAUAUUAGAGGUGAUACUUUUUGACGCAUUUUCACUCAGUUCGAUUUCGCCUAAAUCUUCUAAAAAAGCAGUUACUGAUGGCGUUAGUGAAGCAAGGGAACGACGAUGUACAGAAGUAUACGCCUACGCAUAGAGAUGGUAGAGAAUUUAACAAACUGAGACCCAUCGCGGACGAAUUCUAUCCAGAAGCCGAUGAUACAUCUAUCGCUUUUGGUGGGGCAUCACGACUAACAUCAGUAAGGAGGAGCGGACUGAUAUCAAUUCUGUUGUGCAUUGGAACCGUGUUGGACAGUGCUACUUCUCAACCCAUCAUCGAGAAGCAUGGACAUUGCAAUUCACCAAAUGAGUUCGUUAUAGACAAACGAUUUAAUUGUGUGUGUGCUUAGGUGUCUUUUCAGAGCGCAUGAGAGACGGCAUUUAUAAUCACAAAAUUCACAGCUGGAAUAUCAACAAACUUUGCGAUUUUUUUUUUUGUUAUAAAUCUGCUAGAGGUGUUCUUUAACACAUAGGCUUCUGGUAAUAUUUAACUCCGGCUUUAUAGCACUACAGAUGAGCUUAUUCAAUUAAAUUUUCGAAUACUUUUUCAAAAAAAAAAAAAAACAGUAAAAAA
Messenger RNA from Nilaparvata lugens (brown planthopper), 718 nucleotides. RefSeq lists its product as uncharacterized. The transcript is spliced from 3 exons. The record is from RefSeq and is a predicted model, not a curated record. Lineage: Eukaryota; Metazoa; Arthropoda; Insecta; Hemiptera; Delphacidae. The coding region runs from base 186 to 494 and encodes 102 amino acids.